GUACAGCGCGGAGUUCUACGAGGUGACCAAACGCAGGAUCGGCAAGAGCUUGCUGGUGCAGGCAGGUUGGCUGCCGUCGCCCUUCGUCACCAAGGCGGCAGGCAUGGCUUUCUUGCUCAGUGGUUGCUUCUCUGAGAAUUCAAUUCGGGGACCUCCUCUGCUCCCUCCGCGACAGUUGCAGGGUAGAGGUUUUGGGCUACGGCUGAAGGCGAACAGGGUGGAUGUCACCAUAGUCGGAGCCUAUUUCCCUCCUCGCCCAUGUGAACGACGUGUUCGUGCCAACUAUUUCUCGACAGUGCAGAAGAUUAUUGGAUGGCUAAGAUCGGUUUUCCAGAAGAUCAGAGGACGUUCGAUUCCGAUACUGGCCGUAGAUCUGAAUGAUGGCAUGGGUUUAGAGGAGACUGCUGGUUCUUAUGAUUUCUCGGGAACAUCGGUUAUUCGCUCUGAGGUAGCUACGCGUGAAGUCUGGCGAGAUGGAGCUGGGCAUUCUCUUAGAUUAUUACUCGAAGAAUUUGAUUUCUCUUUUGUGGAUGGUGGUAGUCCUCUCACAAAUACCUGGUACGGACCCAAAGGUGAAAGCAAACGGCUGGAUAUGAUUUUUGCUCCUUCUACGAUGGCCUCUAGAGUGUACAGAGCUGGAGUCCUUCACCGCUUGGGGCGCCAAGUUCAGUUGAUCCGAACCAAAGCCUGUCGUGAUCACCUACCCGUGCACGCUGCUUGGAAGUUAGAAUAUUUCAACGGUCCGCGCAAGAAGGACCUCUCUAGAUGGGAUCAGAAUCUACUGAUGGAGGGGUUGAUGAAGGGAGAGAGGAGGAGAGAAUUGCUGAAAGCGAUCAAUGAUGAGUGU
This is a messenger RNA of Prorocentrum cordatum, 847 nucleotides long. NCBI's taxonomy places the organism in Eukaryota, Dinophyceae, Prorocentrales, Prorocentraceae. The record is from the annotation of a GenBank genome assembly.